Molecule: messenger RNA, 2802 nt
Organism: Xenopus tropicalis (tropical clawed frog)
Lineage: Eukaryota; Metazoa; Chordata; Amphibia; Anura; Pipidae
Exons: 12
Coding region: 194-2572 (792 amino acids)
Source: RefSeq, a predicted model, not a curated record
UCAUUGCCCCUUUCCAACUCUGUCUCGUAUAUUAGUUUUGCACAGAACCUACCUCCCCCCCUUCGGAUUGUAAUGGUACAGGCGGUAACUAUGGUUUCCAGUACACACUGCCCAUUUCUCGCCUGGACACUGAAGUGGCUCAGACCAUUGGAGGGAGGGAGGGGACUGGCAGUGAUUGAGGAGGCGACACAAGAUGGCGGCUGCAUUGCACCAUAUGGGCUGCUCUUUGCCUGACUUUCCGAGCGCCCACGAUGGCGACGUCACGUUUGUGAUUGGCACGUUGGAUGGAGAUCCGGUGAAGUUCAAUCUCCUGAAGGAAUACGUCUCUAAAGCGCUGUAUAACCUGGCUAAUGGCUUCCCCCCCUCCUCUUUCAGCUUGAUCCAUGUCUCCCACAAGAUUACCCGCUGGUGUGACCACGCUGUGACUUGUACCCCAGAGACCGUCUCCCAAGCCCUUUCCUGGGUUCACACCUUAGAGAACGAAUCCAACGACCUCCUCACAGAAGCUCUCGCUGCAGCCUUCGAGGGCACGGCGUGUCACACUGUGUAUCUGGUGAUCGACUCCCUCCCAGGCCGUGUGUUACAGGAAAUCUACAGUGUGACGGCCAGACACCGAGCUGCCCCCUCCGUCUGUGUGGUUUAUUUACUGGGGGAACCGUAUAGCAGCCAGGUGCAGGGCUCCUUCAGAAUGAUUCGCCUGCAUCCCUCCCGCCCUGCACUGGAGGUCACCAAUCAUUGCAGCCUUCUAAGACCCUCCUGCUGUAGUGCACCUUGUGCCUCCUCUCUUCUCCCACCUUCGGUUCACUCAGAGGUCCGAAUUCCACCAGUCAGAUGCAGUUUUACGACGAAAGAGCCGCCAAUCACACGUCUGGCAAAGGAAGAUAAUCGGAGCCCUUGCCCCGAAGCUGUGAGUCUUUUAAGAGGAGCCCGAGUCCUGGCACGGAGAGACACAGAUGGCUACUAUUACCUGGGCCACAUUGCCCAUGAGGUGGAGGGCUCAGAGGGCCAUUUCCUAAUUGAAUUCGAGAAAUGCCGCUUGCUGAAAGGCAAAGCCCAGUUCCGCAUGCAGGAGACCCCAGUCUGCGACAUUGUCCACUAUGAAGACGCCCGGUGGAGGCCGUUAGCGCCCGGCGACCAUGUCCUGGCUCCCCUGGAAUCCAACAUGGAGCAGUACGGCCCGGGCACGGUCCUGCAGGGAACGGAGAGCCGCGAUUGCCAUGGUUUAGCCUAUGAGAGCAGUGGGGUUCUAGUCACAUUCUGGAACGGAAAGACCAAGCGGAUUCCCCCUGGACUAGCGGUUUGGAUCUCACAGCACCUGAGCGACCGCAUCACGUUAGAGCUCCACGUGCCGCCGGAUAUCCGGAAGAAGUUUGCAGAAUCCCUUCCCGGGUACCCCUUCCUAUCCCUGCCCAGCCCAAGCCAAGAGAUGCCCAGUCCUGCCUGUGCCUCGGGCUCUCAGGCUUGCAUGUACUGUGGCCCCAAGCAGGGCUUGUGUAAGAGAUGCUGCGAGCUGGAUGAGCACUGGGCCACCAUACGGAAAUCUCUGGGUGAGAUCAGCAAAAUGGCCAAGGAGAGAACAAACCCAAAGCGGGAGAAACAAGAUGCCCAGUUACACAUGCCCAAUCCUAAGGAAAGGGGCGGUGCCAGUAGGAGGGGCCUAAGGGAAACCAGACAGAAGCAUAAAGCAGAGAGUCUCAGUCCAGUUCUCAAGGAGAAUGGGACGUGCGUUAGAGACAAUCUGCCCAAAAGUGCUCCAGUAAAAUCUAAAGAGGCGAGCACCAUCACAUCCACUUACAAACCUUUAUCCCGCCGGCCUGGGAACAGGACCCUUCUGCAGGAAACUCUGCACAGCAUUAAUAAGGCCAUGAAAGAGGAUCAAUUGGCCCUGGAAGCUGCAAUACGAGAGCGCAGGCCUCGCACAGUUCCGUUGGUCCAGAGCCACGAACUGUACUCCCAAAGGACCCAGGAAGUAGUAGAGAGGAAGGAAGGGGCUAAAGUGGAUCUCUGGAGGAUGGAAGCAGAGCAGAGACAAAGGAGGAGAGAGGAGAAGAUCCAGGAGAUGGAGCAGAGGGAGGAGAUGAUGCAGGAAGGCAGAAGGUUUCGGUCAGAGAAAAGAAUCCAGCUGGACCUGGAGAGGAAGCAGGAUGAGGUGGGGCUAGAGGCGCAGCGGGCGGAGUCCCGAAGGGCAGCCGCUAAGGGGCGGAGCAUAAAGCAGGAAGCGGCACUGGAGACUGAGCGCAGGAAAGAGGAUCAGAGAGUCCAGUUCUGGACCGAGCACCGACAGCAGAGAGAGGAGCUGGACCAGGAAAGGGCACUCAGAAGCAUGGAGCAGGAGGGGAAUCGUCAGAGGCUGCUGCAGAGCAGGAGAGAAGCGCAGGAGCGGAGGGCAGAGUCCGAUAUCCAGGAACAGCACCGACAGCAGCAGCUACAGGAGGGCACCAAGCGGAGGGUCUCCAAGAGACUGGAGCAGUUCUACCGCAAAGUGGAGCAGGAAUCUCAGAGGGACCUGGAGAUGCUGAAGCAGCUGAAGGAGCACAAUCUGCAGACUCUACACUCGGCCAUCGUCCAAUAGGGAGCAGGGAGAUGUGUGAGGGAAUAACGGAUCUACUACCCCCAUACAGACCUGGGUGAUGAGCACCUGAGGCAUCGGCCAAAACUGAAUUCACUCGGUGCUAAGGCCGACUUAAAGGGCCGCCGUGACUUAUUUUAAUCGCAUAAACGUGUUUUUUUAUCAUAAUCACAAUAUUCAGGGAUUUGCAGUGUUAUCAUUAAUACAGUUUGCAGUUGGUCUUCAUUUAUUAA